ACCGCCCAAACUCGCCUCCCUUCUCGGUCUCUUCCGGGCGGACUCUCGGCAGCUGGCAGCUCCUCCUCCCCUCUUGUGUGGUGUCUUUCCUCCCCAAACAUCCUCGGACGUGGACAGUUUCGCUGAAAAGCACUUUCCUCUCUUGAAAUCACCAGUUUGUUUUUUUUUUCUUUUAAAAAUCCAUCGACCCGCGAGAAAGGAGGGCUCAUUAUUUCCCCCAAAUCUUUGUCAGCAAUGGGGACUUGGAGCGGCUUCUGCCCGGGAUGGCACUUCUUAUCUCUGGGUGUGUGGCUGGCGGUCGCCGCCAACACCUUCCAAGGCACAAACGCGGAAAUCCGUUGCGCAUCUUGCCCGUCGCCGGUUCAACUUCACGUCCUUAAAAGCACCCGAAUGGAGUUGAAGGGACUCGAGGUGACAAUGGAAAAUACUGUAAAGGACAUCAGCUGGAGGAAUGUGCCCGACUUUGAGACGCACACGCCGGGGUCCACGGUGGGAAGUGACCGCGGUGAGGAUAAAGGAGAGCCUGUGCUUCGUGCGCACCAGAGACCGAAGAGAAGCGCUUCGGAGUUUUCAGACUUCGGUGAGAGUCAACCAAGCCGACAUUCUGGCACCUCGCUGGAUGAGCUCCGGUCGUCCGGACCCGGACGGUCAGAGUCCAGAAAGACCAAGGACGAGUGGAGAGGAAGUAACCGACAGGACGAGCCCAAGCUGACCGCCGGGACGUUCGCCUUGACCGGGGACUCGGCUCACAACCACGCCGUGGUCUACUGGUCCGGAUUGAACAGCAGCGUUAUCCUGAUUCUAACCAAGCUGUACGACUUCCAUAUCGGCAGUGUCACUGAGAGCACUCUGUGGCGGUCUACUGACUACGGUUCUACGUAUGAGAGGAUGAAUGACAAAGUCGGAUCUAAGACCGUUCUGAGUUACCUUUAUGUCUGUCCAACCAACAAGAGAAAGAUUAUGGUGUUGACCGAUCCAGAGUUUGAGAGCAGUGUACUCAUCAGCACGGACGAGGGAGCCAGUUUCCAGAAGUACCGCCUCACUUUCUACAUCCUCAGCCUUUUGUUCCACCCCACUGAAGAGGACUGGGCCUUGGCCUACAGUCACGACCAGAAGCUGUACAGCUCAUUAGACUUCGGGAGGAAAUGGCAGCUUGUCCAUGAGCGCGUCACCCCAACACGAUUCUACUGGUCCGUGUCAGGUCUAGACAAGGAGCCAGAUCUCGUCCACAUGGAAGCCCAUACCCCAGAUGGAAGUGUGCAGUACAUCACAUGCAGAGUGCAGAUUUGCACAGAAGCCAACAGGAACUAUCCCUUUUCUGGAUACAUUGACAUCAGCUCACUGGUGGUUCAAGAUGACUACAUAUUCAUACAGGUGCCUACAUCCGGACGAGCUUCUUAUUAUGUUUCUUACAGGAGAAACGUAUUCAUCCAAAUCAAACUUCCAAAAUAUUCCCUGCCAAAGGAUUUACACAUUGUCAGCACAGAUGAGAAGCAGGUAUUUGCGGCCGUGCAGGAGUGGAACCAGAAUGACACCUAUAACCUCUACCUGUCUGACACUAGCGGGAUCUACUUCACUUUGGCUAUGGAAAAUGUCAAGACCACAAGGGGCAUAGGAGGAAACCAGAUGCUGGAUUUGUAUGAGGUGGCAGGCAUUAGAGGCAUGUUGAUCGCCAACCAACGGCAAGACAACCAAGUGAAGACCCUCAUCACCUACAACAAAGGCAGGGAUUGGAGGCUUCUGCAAGCUCCUGCAACUGACCUGGAUGGAACUGAAAUCCACUGCAUUCUGCCUUUCUGUUCACUCCAUCUUCAACUGCAAAGUUCAGAGAACCCCUACUUGUCAGGGGCAAUCUCCACCAAAAUCUCUGCACCAGGGAUCAUUGUUGCUACAGGGAACAUCGGAGCUGAAUUGUCCUACAACAACGUGGGCAUGUACAUAUCAUCGGAUGCGGGGAAUAGCUGGAGACAGAUUUUUGAAGAGGAGCAUAAUGUUUGGUUUCUGGAUAGAGGAGGAGCCCUUGUUGCUGUUAAACAACCCUCCGUGCCAACCAAACACUUAUGGGUCAGCUUCGACGAAGGGAGGCAAUGGACCCAGCACAGCUUUUCUUCUGUGCCUCUGUUUGUGGACGGCGUUUUGGUGGAAGCUGGGGCAGAGAACCAGAUCAUGACCUUCUUUGGACAUUUCAGCCACCGCUCUGAAUGGCAGCUCAUAAAGAUAGACUACAAGUCCGUCUUCAGUCGGAAAUGUACUGAGGAGGAUUAUCAAACAUGGCAUUUGCACAAUCAGGGAGAGCCAUGUGUUAUGGGACAAAAGCAGAUUUACAUCAAACGCAGACCGGGGAACUACUGCAUGCUGGGUAAAGAUUACUCUGGUCUCCUCUCUGCAGAGUCUUGUAUUUGCCGAGCCCAUGAUUUCGAAUGUGACUACGGGUAUGAGCGCCGAAGCGAUGGGAACUGCAGACCCGCCUUCUGGUUCAAUCCUUCUUCCCCCACCAAAAGCUGUCGCCAUAGUCAAAACUAUCUCAACAGCACAGGGUAUCGUAAAGUGGUGUUAAAUAAUUGCACCAAUGGAGUGAAAGAACUGUACACAGCCAGAAAGCAACAAUGCCCAAAGAAAUCUCCCAAGGGACUUUUGCUGACCACCAAAGAUGAUAGACUGGCUGCCAACCUGGGAACUAAUGUGACCUUCCUGGUUCAUCUGGACGAGGGCGAUUCUAUACAGACCAACAUUCAACUGGACUUUGGCGAUGGCAUUGCUGUGUCCUAUUCCAACCUCAGCUGGGCUGAAGAGGGGAUCAAACAUGUGUACAAGUCCGCAGGAAUAUUCCGUGUCACUGCCCUGGCAGAAAACUCCCUCGGUUAUGAGACAACAACACUCUAUCUGCAUGUCACUUGUCCUGUGGAAAAUGUCCAGCUUCUUGCUCCCUUUGUGGUUGUAAGAAACAAGGAGGUCAACAUCUCAGCAGUUGUCUUACCCACUCACCCACGCACAGUCACCUAUUUCUGGUGGCUUGGCAACAACACUGAGCCAGUGGUCACAUUGGAUGGGAGUGUCGCAUACGCCUUUCCCCAUGAGGGAAUGUACCCUGUCACAGUUCAAGUCGCUGCAGCAAACGUCAUAUUCCAAGAUACAAAAACCAUAGCAGUCAGAGAAUUCUUCAAAUCGAUACUGUUAUCGUUCUCCCCGAAUCUGGACGAGUUCAACCCUGAUUUACCUGAGUGGAGGCAGGAUGCCGGGAGAGUUAUUAGGAAAGCUGUUCUCCAAGUGGCUGAGUUCCCAGAAGAACAGCUUUUGGUAGCUGUGUUACCUGGUGUUCCAACUGCUGCUGAACUAUUCCUGUUACCGCACAGGAACCAGUCACAGGACAAGAAAAGGAGUGAGCAGGAGCUAGAGCGGAUAUCUACCAUAAUUGUAAAUGCACUGAAUCAAAAUCUGGUGGAGUUUGAGCUGAAGCCUGGCAUAAGAGUGAUAGUCUACAACACACAGCUAACACUGGCUCCAUUGGUGGACGUGAACCCGCGACAUAGUAGUUCAGCUAUGCUGAUGCUCUUAUCAGUGGUGUUCCUGGGCCUAGCAGUGUUCCUUAUCUACAAAUUCAAAAGAAAAAUACCUUGGAUUAACAUCUACGCAGAGGUGAACCAAGAGAAAGAGCAGGAGAUGAUUAGCUCUGUGGGCCAAGGUGAAAAUGCAGCAAAAAUAACACUGAGUGAAUUCCCCUCAUCUAAAGAACUUAUGGACAAAGAGCUGGAUGCAAGAGUCAAAAGGGGAGCCACGAACACCUAUGAGAGCACAAGGGAGAUACCGAACUGUACGAGCGUGUGAAGCUUUCUCAUGUCCGGGGAGGGGGGGGUCUCUCUUUCAGUUGUGUAAUUCUCAACACAACUCCUGUUAAUAGUUUUUCUAAGGGGUCCCCAUUUUUACAGCUGUGCAUGGAUGUUGUGCGACACAAACAUCCAUGCAGCAAACCAACGUAUUCCAUGAGAUUAUUAUAAAUACAGACAGAAUCUAGUGUUUUGUGGGUGUAUCAGCUAUGUAACAGUUAUCAGGUUGGCAAACUGUUUGCUUUAAAAAUAAUUUCUGUUUUUUAAACGAGGAAUAUUGCUUGAAUAUAGAGUGCAGCGCUAUCACGUGUCCUGUAUAUAUUGUAGCUUUGUAAAAGCUCCUACUCUUGAGUGACAUAGCAAAGAAAGAUCAACGGUCUGGUUCUUAUUGUGUGUUUUGAAAAAAAAAAAAAAAAGAAGAAGCAACAUCCGCUUUACUGUAAAAUGGAUCAUUGACUGGUGCAUGUUCCAACCGAGCAUUCAAUUUAUGUUUUGUAAAUACGGAACUACUGUAAAUAGUUAUUUUCAUAGUCCGUCCAGAAGCCCCCACUGAUCUAUUUCAAGACUCUUCAUCCGCAGUGGGUUGACAUGCAUAUCUUAGAACUGUUUCUAUCAUUGACAAUUUGUUAGCAUAUUGCACAUUUUACAAAACCUCGAUGUUUCUGGAAAUAAAUGUAAAGGAACAAAAUGUACCAUGUUAACUUUUCAUUAUACAUUAGAACAGUGGUUCUUAACCUUGUUGGAGGUACCGAACCCCACCAGUUUCAUAUGCCCAUUCACCGAACCCUUCUUUAGUGAAAAAUAAAUAGUUGUUUUUUUUUCAAAUUCAAGACAAAGUUCAAAGAACAAAACCAACACAGUGCAUGAACUCACAACAAAUUACACACCUGAAAACCAGUGUGACUUCUGCUGUUGCCGUAUCCAUAAUACGCCGAUAGGGAGAAGUUUGUAUUUACACGAUGAGUCGGGUGUGUCUUGACC
Molecule: messenger RNA, 4805 nt
Organism: Entelurus aequoreus (snake pipefish)
Lineage: Eukaryota; Metazoa; Chordata; Actinopteri; Syngnathiformes; Syngnathidae
Gene: sorcs3a
Product: sortilin related VPS10 domain containing receptor 3a
Exons: 27
Coding region: 235-3825 (1196 amino acids)
Cellular component (GO): membrane
Molecular function (GO): protein binding
Source: RefSeq, a predicted model, not a curated record